Messenger RNA from Xenopus laevis (African clawed frog), 2083 nucleotides. It is a transcript of the gene nkx6-3.S, whose product is annotated as NK6 homeobox 3 S homeolog. Bases 1164 to 1928 code for a protein of 254 amino acids. Lineage: Eukaryota; Metazoa; Chordata; Amphibia; Anura; Pipidae. Gene Ontology annotation, molecular function: RNA polymerase II cis-regulatory region sequence-specific DNA binding; DNA-binding transcription factor activity, RNA polymerase II-specific; DNA binding. Gene Ontology annotation, biological process: regulation of DNA-templated transcription; cell differentiation; regulation of transcription by RNA polymerase II. The transcript is spliced from 3 exons. Gene Ontology annotation, cellular component: nucleus. The record is from RefSeq and is a predicted model, not a curated record.
CAUUAAAUCCCAAUCUUAAAGUUCAAUUUAUCUAGGGACAUCCGGCAGGGUGCGAAGGCAGUUGGGAGUAGCCAAUCAGUAUGUGUCACCCAUCACCAGAGCCAAUAAUGUGGCAGUACGCAAGGAGAGGAGUGGGCUAAUAGAAGGGUGGGUUACACCUGCGUAAUGUUGUUAUCAAUUGGUGACCAGUGUUAUAAGAAGAGUGAAAGUUAUUGGGAUUAGCAAAAGGAAGAAGAGGUAAAAAGGUGAGAGAAUGAAACGUGAGGCCAGGAGAUAAAAAUCCAGUGGGCACAAGGGGAGGGAGGAAGCUAAACUAGGAGUUGGAAAAUUAAGAAUUGAAUGAAGGUUUUUAAGUGGUGUGUGUUGGGAGAAAUCUAAAAGUAGUAAAAUAGAGGAAAAAGAGGUAAGGGAUAUACUGGGCAAAGGACGACUUUAGUGCUUAGGGAAAUACAUAGAUUGAGAACAAAAGAAAAUGAGAAUUUCAGAAAGAAUGUGAUGGAGUGUAAGACAAGGGCAGGAGAGAAGAAGAUAAAAGAGAAAAGAAGAGGAGAGUGUGAACGAUACAGACACUGAGCGAGUCAGCCAGUCAGACCUGAAAUAAGAAAUGAGAAUUUGAGAGAGACAUUGAUGGAGUAAAAGAUAGUGACAGACAUAGGGAGAAAAUACAAGGUGAGAGAGGGAACGAGAAUAAAAAGGGAGACCAGGCGGAACACAGAGAAUUCAGUCAGUGGAAUAAGAAGGAAUGUAAAAUCAAGACGAGGUGAAUCAAUAGGCAAUCAGGGGGAACUAGAAGAAAAAAGAAAACCACAAAAGCAGAAACAGAGGAAAGGGAUAGCUAGAGAUCAGCAGGGAACAGAAACUGGUGGAGGCGUCCAAUAGAAUGGCAUGCAAUAUAUUGCAGGUACAAUAAAAGUCUGCUAUAACCACUUUAUUCUGGGGGUUCAGUGCACAUCUUUUUUUUUAAUCCCAUAUAAGGAAACUUUAACUUGGAGGCAGAUUUAAGGAGGGCAUAUAGGCUGAGAGUCUGGGGCAACAUACAACCACUUGUUGUUGGUUCCCAGACCUAUUCCAUGGGCUAGAUUAUUAUUAUUAUUAAGAUCCUCAACUCUCCAUCGCUAGUUCCAUGUUGAGAGAGCAGAAGGCCUAAAGACACCUCAAGAAGUAUGGAGACCCAUCAUCCUGGAGCAUUUUUGCUCCCAUCCUACUCUGAAAUGAAAUCUUCUGGAUGCCAGUUUCCGACACAUACUCCCUUCCACAAAUUAAACCCCUCUGUAUUAGGAUGUCAUCUGCCAUCAGGGACACCACAUUGCAUUUCAGACAUACUUAGCAGACCACUGCCUGCUUCACAUAGCGGGAUGUUCCCAGGAUACCCUACAGUGCAAGGAUAUGGAAGUUCUUCAUUACCUGGGAGUUGUUAUGGAGAACAGGGCAGCAUUUUGACAAAGAGUGGGUCCACAUACUCCAACCAGAGCCGAGGAGGUUGGACAGACAUUGACCAGGACUGGAGAGGAGGAAAUCGAGCUCUGGGCAGUGCUAGCAACACAGACGGAUCUUCCCGAAAGAAGCACACACGCCCCACAUUCACAGGCCACCAAAUCUUUGCUUUAGAAAAGACUUUUGAGCAAACGAAAUACCUAGCGGGACCAGAACGAGCCAGGCUAGCCUUCAGUCUAGGAAUGAGCGAGUCCCAAGUUAAGGUUUGGUUUCAAAACAGACGUACUAAAUGGCGCAAAAAAAGCCCAGUGGAAACCCCGGGGCUUCCUUCUCUGAGUACUCAAGCCCCCGGAGACCUAAUCCCAUCUGAGAAUGAGGAUGAUGAAUACAGCAAGCCACUGGAUCCUGAUUCAGAUGAUGAAAAGAUCCGCCUGUUACUUAGAAAACACCGCGCAGCCUUCUCUGUGCUGAGUCUCGCAUCCCACAACCUGUAACCACAACUCAACAAUUGUUACUUACACCCUGCCCCACAACCCGCAAUCACUAAAAAUUACCCACCUAAACCGUUGCCAAUGAAAAAAACGUCAAAAUACCAUUUUGAAGGGGUUGUUCACUUUGAAAUUACAUUUUAGUAUGAUGUAAAGGGUGA